AUGGCUGCAGCUGUCAUGGAAUUGGGCGAUAAAAGAACCACAUUCCCCAUGACGAGGCGAAUAGGCCACCCCUACCAAAACAGAACGCCCCCUAAACGGAAGAAACCCCGAACGUCGUUCACCAGGUUACAAAUCGCCGAACUAGAGAAACGGUUUCACAAACAAAAGUAUUUGGCGUCGGCGGAAAGAGCAGCCCUAGCGAAAACGCUGGUGGCUGAUGCUCAGGUGAGACAUUGGUCCCAAAACAGAACAAAAUGGAGAAGACAAACAGCCGAGGAACGCGAAGCCGAAAGACAAGCAGCGAACAGACUGAUGCUCUCCCUUGCAAGCGGAGGCUUUGAGCAAAGGCUACACGAGCGAGGGCUCUCUGCUCAGGGCGCCCCCACGGACACAGCCCUUAGCUCGCCCUACAAAAUCUCUGCAGCCGUGGCGGGACCGUACAACGCACCGCAGCCGGCCUUGGCAGAAUCGAUGUGUUGA
Messenger RNA from Sitophilus oryzae (rice weevil), 480 nucleotides. RefSeq names its product T-cell leukemia homeobox protein 3-like. The record is from RefSeq and is a predicted model, not a curated record. Lineage: Eukaryota; Metazoa; Arthropoda; Insecta; Coleoptera; Curculionidae. Gene Ontology annotation, molecular function: RNA polymerase II cis-regulatory region sequence-specific DNA binding; DNA-binding transcription factor activity, RNA polymerase II-specific. Gene Ontology annotation, cellular component: nucleus. Gene Ontology annotation, biological process: regulation of transcription by RNA polymerase II; animal organ development.